AAUACAAAUCCGCAGGGACUAUCUGGGGAUCAUUUAAGAUGAAGUGCUUCGUGGCGUAUUGUCUGGCGAUUUGCGGCUUUCUUGCCCAUCAAAUUUGCACGAAGCCUGCAGAGGAGACAACGCUGUCCAUCAGCACGACGACUGAUUUCAACUAUGAUGACUACGAAACUCAAAGGGACUUGAAAAAUUGUACAAAACUAUCCCCUGUGCUUAGUACGACCAACAAGACGUACCAGUGCAGUCACCUGUGCGAGGAAGGUGGAUACGCUGAUGAAGAGAACGGAACGGAAUGCAUGGUUAGUCGCCUUCAGAACAGCACGUUAGAUCAUGGGGAAGUGGGCGAGACACAGGGAGGUGGAGGUGGAAAGCAUGGAAACGCGACACGUGUGUAUGUCUUCGUUAAUGGGACAUGUUGGAAUGGCACGUGUAUUGAGAAACGGGAAAGAACCACAGAAAGCGCUACUCACGCCGUCAGUACCAGCACUGCUUUGUCGGACAAAUUGUGACUUUGCUGCAAAAUGUGACGUGCAUAAAUGCAUUUCAAAAUGUC
Messenger RNA from Ornithodoros turicata, 550 nucleotides. RefSeq lists its product as uncharacterized. The coding region runs from base 39 to 506 and encodes 155 amino acids. The record is from RefSeq and is a predicted model, not a curated record. The transcript has 5 exons. NCBI's taxonomy places the organism in Eukaryota, Metazoa, Arthropoda, Arachnida, Ixodida, Argasidae.